AUGAGCAAUCAAUACCAGGACGAGGGCUGCUCCGAGAGACCCGAGUGCAAAAGUAAAUCGCCAACUUUGCUCUCCUCCUACUGCAUCGACAGCAUCCUGGGCCGGAGGAGCCCGUGCAAGAUGCGGUUGCUGGGGACCGCGCAGAGCCUGCCCGCCCCACUGGCCAGCCGCGCAGACCCGGAGAAGGCCGUGCAAGGCUCCCCCAAGGGCAGCAGCACCCCGUUUGAGGCCGAGCUGCACUUGCCCCCCAAGCUGCGGCGCCUGUACGGCCCGGGCGGGGGCCGCCUCCUCCAGGGCGCGGCGGCGGCGGCGGCAGCAGCGGCGGCAGCCGCCGUGGCCGCCGCCGCCGCUGUGGCCGCGGAGGGCGGGGAGCUGUCGCCCAAGGAGGAGCUGCUGCUGCACCCAGAGGACGCGGAGGGCAAGGACGGCGAGGACAGCGUGUGCCUGUCUGCGGGCAGCGACUCGGAGGAGGGGCUGCUGAAGCGCAAACAGCGGCGCUACCGCACCACGUUCACCAGCUACCAGCUGGAGGAACUGGAGCGGGCCUUCCAGAAGACGCACUACCCCGACGUCUUCACAAGGGAGGAACUGGCCAUGAGACUGGACUUGACGGAGGCCAGAGUCCAGGUCUGGUUCCAGAACCGCCGGGCCAAGUGGCGCAAGCGGGAGAAGGCUGGUGCGCAGACCCACCCUCCGGGACUACCCUUCCCCGGGCCGCUCUCGGCCACCCACCCGCUCAGCCCCUACUUGGACGCCACCCCGUUCCCUCCGCACCACCCAGCGCUCGAUUCGGCCUGGACCGCUGCCGCCGCCGCCGCCGCCGCCGCCUUCCCGAGCCUCCCGCCGCCCCCGGGCUCGGCCAGCCUGCCGCCCAGCGGGGCACCGCUGGGCCUGAGCACUUUCCUCGGAGCCGCAGUGUUCCGGCACCCGGCCUUCAUCAGCCCCGCCUUUGGCAGGCUCUUUUCCACUAUGGCUCCCCUGACCAGCGCGUCGACCGCGGCCGCGCUCCUGAGACAGCCCACGCCAGCCGUGGAGGGCGCGGUGGCGUCGGGCGCACUGGCCGACCCGGCCACUGCGGCCGCAGACAGACGCGCGUCCAGCAUAGCGGCGCUGCGGCUCAAGGCCAAGGAGCACGCCGCCCAGCUCACGCAGCUCAACAUCCUGCCAGGCACCAGCACGGGCAAGGAGGUGUGCUAA
Messenger RNA from Elephantulus edwardii (Cape elephant shrew), 1197 nucleotides. It is a transcript of the gene ARX, whose product is annotated as aristaless related homeobox. The coding region runs from base 1 to 1197 and encodes 398 amino acids. The transcript is spliced from 6 exons. Gene Ontology annotation, molecular function: RNA polymerase II transcription regulatory region sequence-specific DNA binding; DNA-binding transcription factor activity, RNA polymerase II-specific. NCBI's taxonomy places the organism in Eukaryota, Metazoa, Chordata, Mammalia, Macroscelidea, Macroscelididae. The record is from RefSeq and is a predicted model, not a curated record. Gene Ontology annotation, biological process: regulation of transcription by RNA polymerase II.